This is a messenger RNA of Austrofundulus limnaeus, 851 nucleotides long. It is a transcript of the gene majin, whose product is annotated as membrane anchored junction protein. The record is from RefSeq and is a predicted model, not a curated record. Lineage: Eukaryota; Metazoa; Chordata; Actinopteri; Cyprinodontiformes; Rivulidae. Gene Ontology annotation, cellular component: nuclear inner membrane. Gene Ontology annotation, biological process: meiotic attachment of telomere to nuclear envelope; homologous chromosome pairing at meiosis. Gene Ontology annotation, molecular function: DNA binding.
GAUUGACAGGCAGGUUAUUAACUGUUGAAGUCCUGUCGUGGUGGAAACUCAGCGGAGUUGGACGACGAGAAAUUGUGGUCGCCAUUUUCAGAUAACGUUACGGUCAGCCAUGCCGCUGCAGCCUUUCUCCUUCCCUGUCCCAGAAACACGUUUUUUAAAGGCUGGUAGUUUAAUCUACAAGUUCAAGAUUAAAGGAGGAACCAGCUACAGUGAAGAUAAAGAUUUUAAAGGAGAAUGCUUCAAUCAAGAACUGGAGGACGUCAUCAGAACAGUUCUUGGUAAUCUGGACCAUCUGGAGCCCUUUUCCACCGCCCGCCACAUCGUGUUUCCUUACAAGAGCCCCUGGGGAAAAGUACACAAACACACCACGAAGGAAAGGAAACUUUACCCGUUUAUCAUCACCCUCUACAUGGAGAAGAACAUGCACAAAAGGAAGCGACCAGAGGAGGAGGAAAUGCGACACAUCUCCAGUGUUUCUGAGUCUCGGUCAAAACGCUGUUGCAGAGACUCGCCACUAGAGGAGGCCAUACUAAAGGAGUUCAGCAGAAUGGAAGGUGAAAACAGCAAAGAGGACUUGGAUCAUCAGCGCUCAGAGGAAGAGGAGGAGGAAGAAGAACAAGAGGAGGUCACUGAAGAUCCAAUGCUUGCUUAUGAGCCCGAGACGACCCCUGAAGAGGAGAGGACACCGGAGAGACCGGGGAUCCUGAAGCGACUGGCCAGAAACCUGUUCCCGUUCGUUUUCAAGCCCUGACAGUCGUCAGUGAGGUGAAACGUUAAUCUUUGUUUCCUUUUUAGGAAAAGUGUUUCUGUUUUAAAAUGAGAAAAAAAAACUUCUUAGUUAAAGUCAGGUU